AUGGCAUCAGAACAGCAACCGCUCGAAAACGAGCACCUCCUGCACGAGAAGAAAAUGGAAGUGCCAAAGGGAUUCUUUGAGAGGCAUCCGUCGAAACCUUGGAUAUCGUCGUUUGAGGAGUACCAGAAGAUGUACAAGGAGUCGAUCACGGAGCCAGGGAAGUUCUUUGGCAAGAUGGCGAAGGAGAACUUGGAGUGGAUCAGGCCCUUCAGCGUGGCAAAGUGGCCGGAGGCGCCAGGGCUCCGGGAUAACAACGGGGAGCCUUCAGCGUGGUUUGUGGACGGGCAGUUGAACGCGUGCUACAACUGCGUGGACCGGUGGGCGAUGAAGGACCCGAAGAAGCCGGCGAUCGUGUACGAGGCGGACGAGCCCGGGGAGGGGAGAGUGGUGACUUACGGGGAGUUGCUCAAGGAGGUGUGCAAGUUGGCCCAGGUGUUGAAGGGCAUGGGCGUGCGGAAGGGGGACACGGUGGCGGUGUACCUCCCGAUGAUACCAGAGGCGGUGGUGACGUUGAUGGCGAUUGCACGGAUAGGGGCGGUGCACUCGGUUGUGUUUGCCGGGUUCAGCUCGGCGUCGUUACGGGACCGGAUCAAUGACGCGGACUCGCGGGUGGUGAUCACGGCGGACGAGUCGAAGCGGGGCGGGAAGACGAUCGAGACAAAGAAGAUCGUGGACGACGCGCUCACAGGGUGCCCACGGGUGCGGAAGGUGCUCGUUUACCGGCGGACGGGCAACGGAGAGAUCCCGUGGAAGUUUGGCCGGGACGUGUGGUGGCACGAGGAGUUGGCGAAGUACUCCGGGUACACGGCGGUGGAGCCCGUGGGCGCGGAGGACACGCUCUUCUUGCUCUACACGUCCGGGUCGACGGGCAAGCCGAAGGGUGUGCAGCACACGACGGCGGGAUACCUCUUGGGGGCACUUUUGACGACAAAGUACGUUUUUGAUGUGCAUGAGGAGGACACAGUGUUCACAGCGGGGGACAUCGGGUGGAUUACGGGCCACACGUACGUGGUGUACGGCCCGUUGGCGAAUGGGGCAACAACGGUGGUGUUUGAAGGCACACCGGCAUACCCCUCGUACUCGCGGUACUGGGAGAUCGUAGACCGGUACCGGGUGUCGCAGUUCUACGUGGCACCAACGGCCCUCCGGCUGUUGAAGCGGGCUGGCCCGCAGUACAUCGCGAAGUUCAAGUUGGACACGUUGCGGGUGCUCGGGUCGGUGGGCGAGCCGAUCGCCGCGGACGUCUGGCAGUGGUACAACGAGCAGGUGGGCCGGGGCAAGGCACACAUCUGCGACACGUACUGGCAGACAGAGUCCGGGUCGCACUUGGUGUGCCCGUUGGCCGGUGUGACCCCGACGAAGGCCGGGUCCGCUUCGUUGCCGUUCUUCGGCAUCGACCCGGUGAUCGUCAACCCAGUCACCGCGGAGGAGCAGCGCGGCCCACGGGCCGAGGGCGUGCUCUGCGUGCGGACCGCGUGGCCGUCUAUGGCCCGGACCAUCUGGCACGACUACUCGCGGUUCUUGGACACGUACCUGCGGCCGUACCACGGGCUGUACUUCACCGGGGAUGGGGCCGCCAGGGACUCGGACGGGUUCUACUGGAUCUUGGGUCGGGUAGACGAUGUAGUGAACGUGUCGGGCCACCGGCUCUCGACCGCCGAGAUCGAGGCUGCGCUCAUCGAGCACCCGGCCGUCGGCGAGAGUGCCGUUGUGGGCUACCCGAACGAUUUGACCGGGUCCGCUGUGGCAGCCUUCGUGGCCUUGAAGGAGAAGCCACCAGGCACACAGGCGGACGUCCAGGCCCUCAAGAAGGACCUGGUGCUCACGGUGCGUCGUGAGAUCGGGCCCUUCGCCGCCCCCAAGAAGGUCCUAUUGGUGGACGACUUGCCCAAGACCCGGUCGGGCAAGAUCAUGCGCCGGAUCCUUCGGAAGAUCUUGGCCGGCGAGGAGGACCAGCUCGGCGAUGUUUCCACGUUGAGCAACCCGAACGUCGUCGACCAUUUGAUUCAUGUUGUGCACUCUUCGCAGUGA
Molecule: messenger RNA, 2031 nt
Organism: Brettanomyces bruxellensis
Lineage: Eukaryota; Fungi; Ascomycota; Pichiomycetes; Pichiales; Pichiaceae
Gene: ACS1
Product: acetyl-CoA synthetase
Exons: 1
Coding region: 1-2031 (676 amino acids)
Cellular component (GO): cytosol
Molecular function (GO): acetyl-CoA synthetase activity; AMP binding
Source: RefSeq, a predicted model, not a curated record